AUGUCAUAUCCUAACUACUUUGAAGGAUUGGGAGUUGUUGAAGAACAAGGAUGGCCACAAACUAAUAAAGUCAAAUAUGCCCCUAAGAAAUUAGGUCCCAAUGAUAUUGAUAUCAAGAUAAAUGUGUGUGGGGUUUGUGGGUCAGAUGUUCACAACUCAGCUGGUCGCUGGGGGGAACGUCAUUUUCCAAUGGUUCCUGGUCAUGAGGUCAUUGGCCAUAUAGUAAAACUUGGACCACAAUGCUCGAGGGGGCUUAAAAUUGGUCAAAGGGUGGGCCUUGGACCGGUAAUAUUAAGUUGCGAAAACUGUGAAAGCUGCAAAAGGGGGCAUUAUGGAUCUUGCCCCGAUUUGGUCGUCACUUAUAACGGGAAAUAUGAGGAUGGGAAUGUUUCAAGAGGUGGGUUUGCUUCUCAUAUUAGAAUAAAUGAAAACUAUGCAUUUGAAAUCCCAGAAAAUAUUACAUCGGAAGUUGCGGCUCCAUUGCUAUGUGCUGGAAUCACUGCCUUUGCCCCACUUUAUAGGAAUAAAGUACAAAAAGGAUCAAAAAUUGGCAUUGUUGGUAUUGGAGGUGUAGGUCACAUGGGGGUUUUGUUUGGGAAAUAUUUUGGAAGCAAGGUGGUUGCUUUCGAUGUCGUUGAAGCCAAGAGAGCCCCGGUUCUUCAACAAUUGAAUGCUGACAAUUUUUUCAACAAUUCUGAGGAAAAACAGCUAGAUGAAGCAAUCAAGCUCUACAAGGGCUCUCUUGAUGUUUUGUUGAUCGCCUCCAAUCAUAUAAAUGGAAUCAACUGGGACAAGUUUAUCUCCUUGAUGAAAUUCGGAGGUAAAAUCAUCACUAUAGCUGAACCGCCAUCAAACGAAGCAUUGAAUAUUCGUCCUUUUAGUUUGAUUGGAUGCUCCUUUGAAGCAAGUGCUAUUGGAAGCUUCGAGGAGACUAAGACAAUGCUUGAUAUAGUCUCAAAAGAACAAGAUCUAAAGGUUUUAGUGGAAAAAUCUCCAUUGUCUUCCGAGAACCUAGCAAAUGCUUUUAGAAAGAUGGAUUUAGGUGACACUAGAUUCAAAAUAGUUAUGACUGACUUUGACAAAUUUUUCAAGUAG
Messenger RNA from Saccharomycopsis crataegensis, 1095 nucleotides. Its product is annotated as NAD(P)-dependent alcohol dehydrogenase. The record is from RefSeq and is a predicted model, not a curated record. Gene Ontology annotation, biological process: alcohol metabolic process. Lineage: Eukaryota; Fungi; Ascomycota; Saccharomycetes; Ascoideales; Saccharomycopsidaceae. The coding region runs from base 1 to 1095 and encodes 364 amino acids. Gene Ontology annotation, molecular function: alcohol dehydrogenase (NADP+) activity; zinc ion binding. The transcript has a single exon.